ACCAGCGGGAUGCACUGAUCUCCGUGUCUGUUCAACCGAUUCAACCAUUCGUUCGCCGGCUCCUAUCACGUAGCACCUCGUCUUUGCUCCGAACCAGUUAGGCAGCGUAUUAGCCAACAUGGUAAACCAGAAGAAGUGGCAUAAUGGCCGAAGCCAGCAUGGAUAUGUACCUAGGAUGGGCAGUGGGAAGAGGAUAUGCUGUAGCUCUUUCUGCGAAAUGUUCCGAGAGCAGGUGAACACAAUCUCGUCCUGGUUUGAUCAGUGGAAUGAGUGUGAGAGGACAGUAGCCCUCUACUCGCUUAUAAAACGUGUCACUCAUGUCAAUGCUCGCUUCCUGUCACUUGUCUUGGACCAGACGAUAGGAGACUCCCAGGAGCUACAGCUCCAUGAACAACAGGCAAACAACCCAGGGUUUGUAGGCACCUUGCCAGCAGAGAGUGAUGCAGCAAUAGCUCAGCUGUUGUUGCAUGUUCCACUCCUGCGCCCAGGAAACAAUGAAACCAAAUCUCGUUACGUAACUGUAAUACAUAAAGUCCUCAGCCACACUGUGGAGACAGGUGCUCACAUUGAUAAGGCUCGACAGCUGCUCUCCUACAGCCUCAUCCAUCCUGCCUUCAGUGGAGAAGACAGGAGGUCUCUUACAUACUGGCUGAGACUUCUAGAGGCCCGAAUCACAAAUGGAACAACUCGAGUGAUGCCACCCACAGUGUGUGACUCCCCUCAGCACCAACAAACUGCAAUAAUCUGUGGACAGCAGCAGCUGCAGAACAGAGUGAAUGGUGGCCAUGAUGUGACUCUCAUCAAUGGGCACUACAUUGUGCACAGCUGUAACUCAGCACCGUCCACUACAUCUCACAGUAAGACAGGUUUCACAGAUGCCACUAAUUACUCAAGCAGUACUCAUCCUCGUGUGCGGAGGAGCAAUAGUCUCACACCUCCAGUCAGUAUUACACAAACUUCAGACUUUUGGAGUUCUCAGGAUGAUCUAUCUGGGAGACAGAAGCCGCGAAGUUUCUCACUGUCUUCAGAACAUGCCCCCCCUCUCUCUCCCCAGAGUUCACUAGCCUCCUCAGGAAGUGGUUCUCUUGAUGAACUACGAACAGGAUUCAGUUCAGAUGCUUGUGGGAUGCGUGAUGUUCCAUCAUGGCUAAAGUCAUUACGACUUCACAAGUAUGCACAAUUAUUUGCACAGCUGAGUUAUGAGGAGAUGCUUGCGCUCACGGAGGAACAACUUGCUGCUCAGGGUGUCACUAAAGGUGCUCGACAUAAAAUUAUCAUCAGCAUUCGUAAACUGAGAGAGCGCUUCAACACACUUUGUCAAUUGGAAAAAGAUGUAGUUGAAGGUGACAAUCUGGCUAUAGCUCUAGAAGAGUUGAAGGCUAUUCUAAUCUCGCCAAUCAAACCCUCUCAUCGUGAGGACAGGGAGAGAGAUGAGACUGAAACUGGUAGUGAUGUGAAGAUCACUGGUAGUAGUACUGCUGGUAGCCAAGUGGAAAAUACUGGUAGUGACAUGAUUGUGCCAAGUGAGUCAGACAUUGUUGUUCCUGAUGAAGACAUCCCAGUCCAGUUCACCAAAGUUAUGGGCAAAGUAUGCACGCAACUUCUGGUGAGUAAUCAUGCAGAAGAGGAGGUUGUUCGUUUAUUUAUGUGGCUGGUGGAUCACUCAUUACAACACGAAGCAUUCACUACACAACAGAAGCGACGACUGAGCUCUUGGAGACUGCAGAUUCAGGAUGCAUGGCAUUUGUCCCCUUCUCAUCACAAAACUAGUGACCAGCGUCAUGCGAGACACAGGUGGCAUCAUCCCAGUCAAUUCUCUUCGGGGACAACGAAUGGUUAUUCACAUUCCCACUCCCAUUUACACGGGAACCGCGGACAGAGGUUUCCCCCUCCACCGCCACCGCCACCGCCACCACCACCACUGCCUCAACCUAUUGGCUAUGGCAGCUAUCACCAGCGUGGAACGGGCACCAAGACUUCUGGGGCUGGGUUCACAUCAUUAUAUCCUGCAAACUCCACUGCCCCACUAACUCAAGCUCCUGUUGGGCAACAUGAUUGCAAUAGUCUGUCCAUCAUAGGGAGUAUGGUGGGAGCAGGAGUCUCCUUCAUGGCCAAGAGACCGAGCUUACAAGAUACACUGCCAGAGCCUUUGCAGAUGCAUACUUCGCUGCAGAGGACACGUUCAGCUCCACCAAAGCCCAAUAACUUCAGUGGAUUAAGUUUUGGACCAGGAACAGAAUGCCCAACUCCAGAAAAUAAUUCAUCUACUGUCGAUCCAGAGAUCAACUCACGUCUGGAGUCACUCUGUCUUAGCAUGACUGAGCAUGCUCUGGGAGGCUGUGGAGAGAAAACAGAAGAAUUUAGAUAAUGACAAGAAGAUAGGCCGGUGUCAGUCGGUCCUAAACUGAGAUAUAAUAUUGAAUUCUUUGUGCAAAUAGUGUAAUUAUUAUCUCAGACAACAUACUAAUUUAUAAAAAGGCAUGAAUAUAUCAUAAAUGGUUUUCUAAGCACAUAUGUUGAUUUCUAGAGUCCCUUAUUCUUGAUAAUAAUUGAAUGCAUCAUUGUUACACUUUAAUUUAUAGAUCUGUAUGUGUGUGUGGGUGUGUGCACAUGAACAUAAAUGCUUUUUCAGCAUAUCUGAAUAAGUACUCUAAAAUACUUGAACCCAGAUGUCUGCAUUUCUUAUAUAUGUUCUGCCAAAUGUGCUGGUUAAGUACACGCUGUAUACUUGUAUUGUCUUAUUUGUAUGUAUGAAGACUGUUGUACUUGCAUAUGCAAGCUUUUGUUGGGUAUUUUAAAUUUACUGUAAUAUUAUUGGUCUUGUAACCAGACAACUUUCUGAUGACCUUAGGUGCCACGAUAUCUGAACUUUUUUUAGCGUGGAACAAUUUAACUGGCAAAUUGAAAUUGUCCUUCCUGAUGAUGGAAACAGCUGGUAUAAAGCUUCCCAGCAUGUGUGCUUAUAUUAAAAGAUAUGGCUCAGCCUGUGGGAUAACCUUGAAUUUAUUAGAUUGUAGUAAGGCACUAAUAUACCAAUAAGAAAUGCUAGUUAUUAAUGAUCUCAUACCGUGACUGGAAGUUUGUGUUAUGAACUCAGUUAAAUUGUGUAAGUACAAAUGAGAUUGCUUGAUAUCACUCUUUUUACUUUAUACUCAGAUGUGGUUUGUUAAGAAGAUUUUAGUUUUUGUACCAGGCAAUGUGGUUUGUGCCUGUCAGGUAAUUAACAUUUCCUGAAAAUUGAAGAUUAUGAACUUUAAAUCUGCUAACACUGUCGUGUUUAACGGUCUUUAUCAGAAGCACAGCGCUCGUUAAAAGCAAUAGUUUAGAAUGUGCCAAUUGAAUUUGCUGAUUUUGGCAUGAACCCUUGUACUCAACUACAUGCUACAUUGUUUCUGAAUCAGAUUAUAGUAGUGUUGUCAGGAUGUCAGGCUUAAGAAUUGUGUUUAGGAACAGCAGUUCUUGAAACUGUUAUUUGCACUGUCACUGCCACCUUCCAUGCAGAAUGAUAGUUUCUGUUGUUAGGUGUUCUGUUAUUGUAGAAUACUGAAGAUGAAUUGCAUGGUUAUUUUCAUAUUUGUUAAUAAUACGUUACAAGAAGUAUGACUUCACACCAUAUAAAUUAAGCAAGAUUUGAGGCUUUCACGGCGGUGACUAUGAAGAAAGCAGUCUUCUGGGAUUUGG
This is a messenger RNA of Cryptotermes secundus, 3681 nucleotides long. RefSeq names its product protein Smaug homolog 1 (gene smg). Gene Ontology annotation, biological process: negative regulation of translation; regulation of DNA-templated transcription; regulation of mRNA stability. The coding region runs from base 119 to 2368 and encodes 749 amino acids. Lineage: Eukaryota; Metazoa; Arthropoda; Insecta; Blattodea; Kalotermitidae. Gene Ontology annotation, cellular component: P-body. The record is from RefSeq and is a predicted model, not a curated record. The transcript has 12 exons. Gene Ontology annotation, molecular function: mRNA binding; translation repressor activity; protein binding.